Molecule: messenger RNA, 303 nt
Organism: Funneliformis geosporum
Lineage: Eukaryota; Fungi; Glomeromycota; Glomeromycetes; Glomerales; Glomeraceae
Source: the annotation of a GenBank genome assembly
AUGGCUAAUAUAUCUUUCCAAUACAAAGGAAAAAAUAGACUGAUCCCUGAUAGUGACGAAACUUUUAAUAAUUUUGAGGUUGUUGUAAAGCUAUGCAAAAGCAUCUUUAGCAAGGCUGAUCUUAUAUUAGAAAUGCAAUGGUUAUGGCUAUGUAAGACAAAAAUAGACAUGAAAAAGGAGGGAAUAAGAAUUUAUGGUAACUUUAUACCAUUUUGUAAGGAUAAGGACAAUGGCGAGUCUUUUUAUAAUUCCAAUUCUGAGUCCAGUGAAGAAAAAAUCUGGCAAUAUGAAGGUGAAACCUAG